This is a messenger RNA of Cimex lectularius (bed bug), 2078 nucleotides long. Its product is annotated as BTB/POZ domain-containing adapter for CUL3-mediated RhoA degradation protein 3-like. Gene Ontology annotation, biological process: protein homooligomerization. The record is from RefSeq and is a predicted model, not a curated record. The transcript is spliced from 7 exons. NCBI's taxonomy places the organism in Eukaryota, Metazoa, Arthropoda, Insecta, Hemiptera, Cimicidae. Bases 170 to 1108 code for a protein of 312 amino acids. Gene Ontology annotation, molecular function: protein binding.
AUCCCUCUAUAGGUACAGCGUGUGAUUGUACUCUUGUGUCUCUCUGAAAUUCUAUUUUGCCGAACUGACAUUUCUCGUAUCCUUUUUCUUCGGACAUGCCAUCUUCGGAUUCUUCCAGUUCGAGAGGGCGAAAGGUGCCUUUGUAAAACUGUCGGAUUCAAUUCUAGAUAUGUCCGGGGACCAGAAGACUCUCAUAAAGGGCAACCCUUCACGGUACGUCAAGCUCAAUGUUGGAGGAUCCCUGCACUACACGACCAUAGGGACGCUCACCAAGCAUGACACCAUGCUCAGGGCUAUGUUCUCAGGGAGGAUGGAAGUCCUGACAGACUCUGAAGGCUGUUCCCAGAUGUACAUCCCAUCCUCAACAGAGGGGAUGAAAAACAGGACAAACCCAGAAGGCUGGAUACUAAUAGACAGGUGCGGUAAACAUUUCGGAGCGAUUCUGAACUUUUUACGGGAUGGGCUGGUACCACUUCCAGAAUCCAGUACCGAAACAGCUGAACUUCUCGCUGAAUCCAAGUAUUAUUGCAUAUCUGAGUUGGCUCAGGCCUGUGAAAAAGCGUUAAUGAAAAAAGAGAGAGAGGCUGAACCUAUUUGUCGGGUACCUUUAAUUACUUCCCCAAAAGAAGAACAGCUUCUUAUCAACUCUACUUCAAAGCCAGUUGUAAAACUUCUUAUCAAUAGACAUAACAAUAAGUAUUCUUAUACAAGCACCUCUGAUGAUAAUUUGCUUAAAAACAUUGAGUUGUUUGACAAAUUGUCUUUGAGAUUUAGCGGCCGUGUUUUAUUUAUCAAGGAUGUGAUAGGAUCUAGCGAAAUCUGUUGUUGGGGGUUUUAUGGCCAUGGUAAAAAAGUGGCAGAAGUAUGUUGCACGUCGAUUGUUUAUGCACCGGACCGAAAGCACACGAAGGUUGAGUUCCCGGAGGCAAGGAUUUACGAGGAGACGUUGAACAUUUUGCUCUACGAGAAUCGCAUCGGACCGGAUCAAGAGCUGAUGCAAGCCACCUCGUCAAGAGGAGCCGUGACUGGCAUGUCGUCAUAUACGAGUGAUGAAGAAGAGGACCGCCCUGGCCUCACAAGGCUCAGAAUGAACAAACAAAACCCAUGAUUCUUUUGUAACAGUGGUAAAAUUAAUCUUCAAUUUUUAGUGUUCACUAGCCCAUAUCGACUACAAGAAAAUGAGCAUGGCUCAUUUUAUUAGCCGGAUGCAUUUUUAUGGUCUAAAUAAGAUAUUUAAAGAGUAAUAUUUUUUUAAAUAGGUGGAAGUUUUAAUUUUUACUUCAAUACUUCUGAAAUCAGGAAAAAUAUGGAUCAAACACAUUAUCUAGUUUAGACGAGUUUCUGGUUUUCAGAAUUAACAAUUCGUUUUCAAGUCAGUACUUGUACAUAUUUUUGCUACAUAAAAACUAUGUAUAUAUAAAACUUAUUUAUUAUAAAUGUUUUGUGUGUAACUGAAGAUGGAACUGAAAGUAGAAAAAGACUUAAGUUGUUGCAAUGCCAAGUUUUAUCCCCCUCUUACCAAUUCGACAAGGUAAAUGUUUUCAAUCCUCUACCAUUUCCUUUAAUUAUUUCUUGGAAAACUCUUCAAUUAAUAUGUAUUAAAAAUCAUUUAAAAAUAAACUACACUUUUUCCCAUAAAUCAAAAUUAAUGAAGUCAUUCUUUAAAUUAAAAUUGAAAUUUAUCUUUUAAUUACCUUAGAAAAGUUGAAGCAUGUUUUGAUGCUCAAGGUUCUGCACUACAUAAAUUGAAUGAAAUAUGUUAUUCAAUUUUUUGUUAAUCUUGAUGCUUUUAGUAAGAAAAAUAUGAUUUUAAUUUAAAUAAAAAAUAUUAAAUAAUAUAAAAAUAGAAUAUUGUCAAUUAUUUGCAGUUAGGAAAUUUUACCAAUAUGACUUUUGAUUACCCCUUUUAUGUUGAACCAUAGUAAAUAAAUAAUAUGAGUGUAUACGCUUCUACAAAAUGUCGCUUGUAAGAAAAUAAGACUGUACUUUGAUGGCAUAUACUUAAGUUAUAAUUUAGAAUUUGAACAACAAUCAUUGGUUUUAUUAUUGCUGUGAUUAAAUAAAUGAGUUAUAGUGUU